AUGUCGGCGCGUAAGAAUAUUUUGUACUUGUUUGAUGUUGACGGAACUCUGACGAAACCCCGUCAAAUUAUAUCGCAAGAUUUCAAGAAAUUUCUGUUAGAAAAAGUUAAACCGGCGGUUUCGAUUGGGCUCGUGAGUGGUUCGGACUAUGCGAAGAUAGUGGAGCAAAUGGAUGGAGAAGAGACAGCGAACCAAUUUGACCAUGUAUUCUGUGAAAAUGGUGUUGUGCAUUACCAGCAAGGACAGCUCAAGAGCACACAGAGUAUACUCAAUUACAUCGGUGAGGAGACUCUUCAAAGAGUCAUUAAUUUUGCUUUAGGUUACAUGGCAAAAUUACAGCUUCCUGCUAAGAGGGGCAAUUUUGUAGAGUUCCGCUCAAGUAUGAUAAACAUUUGCCCGGUGGGUCGCUCCUGUAGUCAGGAGGAGCGGAAGGAGUUCUCCCGUUUCGAUAUAGAGCAUCAGGUCAGAGCCAAGUUUGUUGAGGCCUUGCAGUCAGAAUUCAAAAAUACAAAGUUGAAGUUUGCUCUCGGUGGACAAAUCAGUGUGGAUGUAUUCCCUGUAGGAUGGGAUAAAACAUAUUGUCUCCAACAUGUUGAGAAAUUUAGUGAAAUCCACUUCUUUGGAGACAAGACAACAGUCGGAGGAAAUGACUAUGAAAUCUAUAAUGACUCCCGGACAGUCGGCCAUAGAGUGACUUCCCCAGAUGAUACCAAAGAACAAUUGAAACAGUGUCUUAAUAUUGAAUAA
Danaus chrysippus (African queen) is the source of this 747-nucleotide messenger RNA. NCBI's taxonomy places the organism in Eukaryota, Metazoa, Arthropoda, Insecta, Lepidoptera, Nymphalidae. The record is from the annotation of a GenBank genome assembly.